Sardina pilchardus (European sardine) is the source of this 1229-nucleotide messenger RNA. RefSeq names its product G protein-coupled receptor 78b (gene gpr78b). Gene Ontology annotation, biological process: adenylate cyclase-activating G protein-coupled receptor signaling pathway. Gene Ontology annotation, cellular component: membrane. The transcript is spliced from 3 exons. The record is from RefSeq and is a predicted model, not a curated record. NCBI's taxonomy places the organism in Eukaryota, Metazoa, Chordata, Actinopteri, Clupeiformes, Clupeidae. Bases 115 to 1143 code for a protein of 342 amino acids. Gene Ontology annotation, molecular function: G protein-coupled receptor activity.
UUCUACACGCUCGGAAGGAUUUUUCCCCCCACUGUCGACGAAAUCAGAGGAAUUAACAAUGCAGGUGAUACCUAUUACUGUCACAACAUGUGCAAAUAAACGGCAAGUGUAGAAAUGGACUUGGCGGAAAUACUUCUUGCGUUGUUCAUCGUUGUGGUCGCGAUUGUGUCCUUGUUGUCCAACUUGCUGGUGCUGCUAUGUUUUGUCCACAGCACCGAGAUACGCCGACAGGUGCCUGGUAUCUUUACAAUGAACCUGUCUUUCUGCAACAUUCUCAUCACGGUUUUGAAUAUGCCAUCGACACUGGUGGGAAUUAUUAAAAACCAACAGCCUUUUGGGGAUUGCCUGUGCCACGCAGUGAGUUUCCUGGAGACUUUUCUCACCGCCAACACCAUGUUGAGCAUGGCUGCGCUGAGCAUUGACCGCUGGAUUGCCGUGGUCUUCCCGCUGAGUUACUCCACGAAGAUGCGCUACAGGGACGCGCUCGUCAUGGUGUGCUACGCGUGGCUUCACUCCCUCACGUUCUCUCUCGUCGCGCUACUCUUCUCCUGGGGAGAUUACAGCCACAUUUACGCAUCCUGCACUUUGCACCUCAGCGACGGGAACGACGAGAGCGCACGGAUAAAAUUCACUGUGUUCACAGUUGCUUUCCAUGCCAGCAGCUUCAUGCUCUCGCUUCUAAUCCUUUGUGUCACUUACUUAAAGGUGUUACAAGUUGCCCGAUUCCACUGCAAGCGGAUAGACAUCAUCACAAUGCAAACUCUCUUUCUACUUGUUGACAUUCACCCGAGUGUCAAGCAGCGCUGCCUGGUCGAACAAAAGAGGAGAAAACAGCGCGCCACGAAGAAAAUCAGCAUUUUCAUCGGAUCCUUCAUCAUCUGUUUCGCUCCAUAUGUGAUCACAAGGUUGACCGAGCUGUUGCCGUUUGUGGGCGUCAGCCGUCACUGGGGCAUCGUGAGCAAGUGCCUGACGUACAGCAAAGCGGCGUCGGACCCGUUCGCCUACUCCCUCCUGCGCCAGCAGUACCGCAAGGUGUUGGUGUCGGUGGCCAACCGGCUCCUGCGACGCGACCUCUACCCGUCGUCCGGCCCCAACAGCUCCCUGGACACGGAGAACGACUACUGUCUCCAGAGGAUCGGCUAAAGGAGCGGAGAGAGGAGAGAGGAGCCAGGAGCGCAGGGGAGGAGAGGUGUCCAUCUUGGAGCAAAGCAGAGGAGAGGAGAGGAGAG